This is a messenger RNA of Populus euphratica (Euphrates poplar), 1662 nucleotides long. RefSeq names its product UPF0481 protein At3g47200-like. Bases 59 to 1495 code for a protein of 478 amino acids. The record is from RefSeq and is a predicted model, not a curated record. The transcript has 3 exons. Lineage: Eukaryota; Viridiplantae; Streptophyta; Magnoliopsida; Malpighiales; Salicaceae.
UGAUGAUCGUCAUCUAGAACUGGAACUUGCGUAUCAUUAGUGAGUAUACGUCCUAACAAUGUCUAUAGCACUAAAUAUGGAGGGCCCUUCACAUAGCUCUUCACUUAGCCGUAGUUCUGAUUCGUGGCUGCACUUCUUGAUGACCGAAAGUCCGGAACAAGACGGAACUCCCGACCAACAGACAGUUAUUCCAAGGGUCCCACCAGAGUUUCGUGAAAUGAAUGAGAACAUGGGUUGCUAUGAGCCAAAGGUGGUCUCCAUCGGUCCCUAUCACCAUGGGAAAAAAGAGCUCGAGAAAAUGGAAAGCCUCAAGACUAAAAUGGCCCGCCAGUUUGUCAAAGAUAGUAGCAUGGCAGCUGAAGAAAUGGACAACAAGGUCAAAGAUUUGGCCAGCCAUGCUAGGGAAUGCUAUGCAGAGGAGUCAACCGGUCAGUUCAACGAUGAGAAAUUCACCCUGAUGAUGUUUCUUGAUAGCUACUUCAUUCACCAGUUUCUCACCAACAAGCUUAAGAAUCAGAAGCUGAGGAAUGAAGAAGUUACUUUCGUUGCAAGGGACUUGUUAUUACUAGAGAACCAGCUCCCUUUCGACGUUCUUAUGUCAUUGAUGAGGUUUUAUCAAAGGAAAGGGGAUAACAUUGCUGGGGAGGAUAAGUCUUCGUCCCGACAAAAGCUGAGUUCGGAAAGUGAAGAUCAAGAUUUGAUGAAAAUCUUUGAACGUUUCUUCGAAGACAUUCUUGCAAUACCUCCUCAAAGAGAGUCGUGUUGGGAAAAGAUAUCCAAUUCUUUUUCAGAAUUGCCAAGAAAAUUAAGAUCAAUUACUUCGAAAUCCCCAGGAUCCAUGAGUAUGUUCUUUGAUUUCGAUCAUCUUCUCGAUUUUUUUUAUUGGAAGUUCGUAUACGGCGAAGGAGAACGUGAACGAGGGAGAAGAAGGUACCGGGAGAUCAAAAGCUGGAACCGGUAUUAUUCUGUCAACGAGCUUAAGAACGUUGGAAUUUCUUUUAUGCCAAGCAACACCCGUGUUUUCACUGAUGUCAAGUUCAAAAAUACAUUGCUCGGUGGAGCACUCCUCAUUCCUCCACUAAGCAUAGAAGAAGAAACCAAGCCCUUACUUUUGAACUUGGCAGCCUUUGAAACAUGCGGUGGUUGGUAUUCUAAAAAGUGCACUUCAUAUGUAUGCUUUAUGCGUUCACUGAUUGAUAAACCUGAAGAUGUGAAGGAGCUGCGGUCAAAGGGAAUACUCCGCACCACUAUAGGAAGUGACGAUCAGAUAGCACAAAUCUUCAAAGAGAUAACAACCAAUCUGGCGCCCAACCCUUCUGCUUACAAUGCGGUCAAAAGUUCUGUUGAAUCGCAUUAUAGAAGCAGUGUCAAGAGAUGGAUCCUUGAAAAUAAGGGUCCUUUUUCUAGAGCAGUGGUCAAGUACUCUUUUAUUUAUGGCAUUGCAGUAAGUGCCAUACAAGCUUACUUAGCAGAACAAAAGAGAAACCAGGUUUAGGCAACUGAAGCUGCUCAAAAGCCACCCUAGCUAUAAUACCCUUAAAACUUGAUCAUACACAUAAGAACUGUUUUUUUCCUUCAUCUUUUUGUUUUCACCAUUAACAGUGUGGAUUGGUUUGCCAUAUAUAUGUACUGUUGUACUGUUUGGAUUGUCAUUUCUUUCAA